Homalodisca vitripennis (glassy-winged sharpshooter) is the source of this 5283-nucleotide messenger RNA. RefSeq names its product host cell factor 1-like. Lineage: Eukaryota; Metazoa; Arthropoda; Insecta; Hemiptera; Cicadellidae. The transcript has 15 exons. Gene Ontology annotation, biological process: regulation of DNA-templated transcription; chromatin remodeling. The record is from RefSeq and is a predicted model, not a curated record. The coding region runs from base 136 to 2913 and encodes 925 amino acids. Gene Ontology annotation, cellular component: histone methyltransferase complex. Gene Ontology annotation, molecular function: protein binding; transcription coactivator activity.
AAGAGGUGGUGGUUGUACGGACCGUAGUUGUGCUAUUUGAAAUUCGUAAUAACUCUUAAUAAAUAUUUAGUUGUUAAAACGGUUUAUAUUAUGGUAAAACGUAACACAAACAAUUAGAUUGCAAUCCGUACGUGCAUGGUGUUAUUCCAGAAAAUGGACAAAAGGCAUACUCUGAAUUGCAGGGAAAGCAAACUUCCCAUUUUCAAGUGGAGUAGGGUGAUGAAUACAGCUGGACCGCACCCCAGACCAAGACAUGGUCACCGUGCUGUAGCCAUUAAAGAUCUUAUGGUUGUGUUUGGUGGGGGCAAUGAAGGUCUGCAUGAAGGUCUUUACGUUUUUAAUACAGCAUCUGGUCAGUGGUAUGAACCUCCAGCAAAUGGUGACGCAUCACCUGGUCGAGCUGCUUUUGGUUUUGUUGUGGAUGGAACACGAAUUAUUGCUUUUGGUGGCAUGACGGAAUAUGGCCAGUACUCAAAUGAUCUGUAUGAACUUCAGGCCACCCGGUGGGAAUGGAGGUAUCUGGAGCCUCGACCGAACCACCCCCUCCCCUGCCCACGUUUGGGCCACAGCUUCAACUUGCUGGGUAACCGAAUAUUGAUGUUUGGUGGCCUGGCUCAGAAUAUCAAUGAGACACAGCCAAGGUACCUUAAUGACCUGUUUAUUCUGGAUUUGCGUGACAAUGGCACAGUAGCUUGGGAGAUGCCACGCAUUAAUGGACCAAGUCCUCCGCCUCGAGAAUCUCACUCAGCUGUUACAUACCAAGACAUGUUUGGCCGUCCCAAGCUCAUUAUCUACGGUGGAAUGAAUGGAAAUCGUUUGGGUGAUCUAUGGACCUUACACAUAGACACAAUGCAGUGGACUAAGGAGAGGGUGUGUGGCAAGGCUCCUCUGCCUCGUUCGCUCCACUCAGCCACUGUCAUGGGUAACCGCAUGUUUGUGUUCGGAGGCUGGGUACCUCUCAUCUCAGAUGAUAAGUCUACUGACACUUUCUUUGCGAACGAGCGAGAGUGGAAGUGUUCAAACCAGCUGGCUUGCCUCAAUCUUGACACAAUGGUAUGGGAAGAGCUUCAAAUAGAUGCACUGGAAGAAAACUUACCAAAACCUAGGGCAGGACACUCUGCAGUUGCAAUGAAUUCUCGAAUCUACAUUUGGUCCGGGCGUGAUGGCUACAGGAAGGCUUGGAACAAUCAGGUGUGCUGCAAGGACUUGUGGUUUCUGGAAGUGGAAAAGCCGGCUCGAGUGGGGAGGAUGCAACUUAUUUCUUCAUCCAUUGACUACCUGGAUAUAUCCUGGCCCAAAAUAUCUUGUGUCUCUCAUUAUAUACUGCAGAUACAAAUGCAGGUACAAGUUCAGUUCAUUCCCCCUCCCGUGGAGGAACUGCCUAUAUUAUCUCCACCGAUCUCUCAGCAGUGUUCCUUCUCUACUGUUGCAACUUCACAUCACCCAUAUGCUCCACCACUGUGGCCGACAUUCCCUUUGAGAAAUUCUCUUUACCCUCCAAUUAAAUCAUUAACAACUCCUGCACCCUCUCGGUCACUGAUGUCCCCCAUUAGAGCAUACCACACACCACCCCACCACUCUCGUAUCCCGUUAGAAGCUCAGAUCACCUCUGCAAAACCGCCAGAGACUCCAGCGGUGGCAGUCUCUGCUCCAAACCCAAUUGUCAUCACAAUUCCCCCUCCAAGACCAGAGGAACAGAGGCAUUCACAACAGUCACAGAUUUCACCAUCUAUAUUACCUUACAGUUGUAAACCAUCUGUGAUAACCAGAGCUACUACCUCAAAGCCAGUUUACCAAACUGCAUCCAUCAAUAGAAAGACUGCUAGUCAUAUCCCAGCUGGUCAUUCUUUCUGGCCCAACAUUCUGUCAAGGCCCCCUGUCGCUCCCAAACCGUCUGUCCAACAACUGUUGCCAUAUGAAUUGCCUGCACUGACUCAAUAUCAACCAAACAUCACAGUGACCAGUACAUCACAGACAAUGAGUUCACCCACCAAUCGGCCCCUUCCAGAAUGGACAAUCACUGCUGUGAACAACACUGGAACAACAGGCAGAUCAGCAGUAUCUGCCCUCCCUGCACCAGUGAUAUAUCCUUGUCCUUCUCCUCUCAAGAUAGCUGUAUCCUCUAGCUCCAAAACAAGUAACCCAGCUACCCUCCCUACACCAGUGAUAUAUUCCUGUCCUAAUAUCAAGAUAGCUCUAUCCACCCCCUCCCCAACAGUCAAGUCAGCAGUAUUUAAUCCCCAUACACCAAUUCAGUCUGUGGAGUCUACACCCUCAUCACCAGUUAUCAAAUAUAACUCCAGACCUGUUACCAUCAUCAAUGCUAGUCAACUUUCAAAGCAACUCUCAGAAGGGAAGUCAUUACGAAUCAACAUAAAGAAAGUGCCACCACCGCAGCCCAAAUCUUGUGUCAUCAUCCAGAAGACUCCAGGACCUGUCAUCAUGGCAAAUGAGGGUAUUCCCAAGUUACCUAUAGCUAGCCGAACUGGACAACAAAAGUCAGUGUUCAAGGUUGUGAAUGUUUCUCAAGCUCCAGGACCAGUUUUAAAUUUAGCCGGAAGAUCUACUGUUGUGCUUACUAAACCAACAACCAACAUAGGGACUACUAUACGUCCUGGAAGCAGAGUGAUAACCAUCAAGCGCCCAGUCACUAUCAAAAUGCCUCCACAUUUUAUCAGAGCACAGCCCAAGACAGCAAACACAGUCGAUCUCAGGCCAGAGACAGGCAACCUCACGCUCUCUAAUGGUUUCUCAGAUAUUGGCUCAAAUUCACAACUAGUAAAACAGGGAAAUAAUGAAGAGGUUUUAUCUGUAACACCCACAACCAAAGAGAUGUCAGACGUCGGUCAGAAAAGACCUCAUGAUGAUGAGUCUGAUGAAACAAACCAAGAAAAAUUCAUGAAGUUGGGCUGAAUCCUUGGACAUAACAUGAUCUCAUGAAAAUACCAAAGCAGCAAUAGCUGAUAUGCUAAGUUAGCUUAUCUUGUUUACUCUUUACUUUUUACCUUCAAACUUCAAAAUGAGAUAUCAGAUGUAUAUUGUACAUUUAUUAUUUCUUUUUGAAGUUUAUUUGUCAAAAGUAUUUGUGUUUAGAUUUUAAUGUUCAUGUUUUAAUACUUUGUUUAUUUAUGAUGUUAUCACUAGUUGUUUUUAAGUUUAUGUAGCUUGUUACCAUUUUAUAAACACUGUAUUUAUAUGGAGGUCUACCAAAGAGUACUUAAAGUGCCUUUUAAGAAUUGCUUUUCUUGAUUCGUUAAGUAGUUUGUAACUGUGUAAAGGUUACAGUGUAUUCCAAUAGCUUUAUAAUUAGUUAAAGUACUAAGCAAGUACCUGUGCUUAAUAUAUUUUCUUUUUGGCUGUCUUAUUUAAAACUAAACAUCAUGCUAUGAAACACGUUUUAACUUUAUUUGAAAACGUAAACUUAACUGCAACAAAAUAAUUUUAAAAACCCAAUUCUUGUCUCUGUAUUGCAAUUCUUUCAAUUUAUUACAUAUUUUACUCUAGAUCUGUGCAGUUAUUUAAUUUGAAUUACAGCAUGAAUUUUUUAUUGUCACCACUAAAUAAAAUGGGGAUAGUUCAUUUCCUUAAAUGAACUACGAAAACCAUAAACAUUUUUUUUUUAAUUCCAAAUGCAAUGAUAACUUAGUGAUAAUACAGACAAAAAUAAAAUAUAAUGGAAGUGAUAAACAUGUGAUAAAGAUAUCUUUCUCUCAUAUAAUGUAGUUUAUGGUGUUUAAGUAUUCACUUUAGACUUCAAAAUCCAGAAUAAAUAGUUCUGGAUUGUUGUGUUUUCCUCUUCCUUUAAAAUCUCUUUCCUCCAACGUAGUUAAGUUGUUUUAUAUUUUGUUAACUGGAAUAGUACAAAAAAAGUAUAAAUAUUUUAAUUUUUGUUCAACAUGUAUAUUACACAUAUAAAAGAUAUAGUCACAAUGUUGUUUGGAUUUACUUACAUCUUACACACGGUGUUUUCUUUUGGAUAGCUGAGUCAUUAAUUUAACUAAACUUUUAUACUUGAAAUGUUAGAGUCUUGGUGCCAAAAGCAAAUUUUCUUUGUAUAAACACUCUACGCAGUUUUUUGUGUACUCAAUAAAAACCAAUCUCCUCAAGAAAGAAAUUGGUCGUCAGCAGUUAGAAUUUUGUUGAAGUUAAAAAGUGGAGGUUAUCAAAAUGGUUGAAAGUAUGAAGCAAUUUGUUCAGCCUGACACCCUUAAAAGUCAUAUUUCACACAUGUAAACAAAAGUUGUAGUCAGUAAAUCAACAUCAGCUAAGUACAAAAAAGAUUAACUAAUUUGUUUAAAAAGUUGAAUUUAAGUUUUGUUGGCUGAUGCUAAUAUAUUUAUUAUUUAAGUUACUGACGGUUGGUUAAAAGUGUGUAGUACUAAAAAAAUGUACAUAUGAAAAAAUUAAUUAUUUUAUAUUUUUAACUCUAUCUCCCAUUACGGCCCACAUCAAAACUAUUGCAGGAUGAUCAUUGAUUUCUUUGAUAGUGAAGUUCCAAGAAAAUCUAGGUCAGAAAAUCUAAGGAGUGCUUAUACAUUGCAAAUUGGGCAUUGGACUAUUAAACCUAUUUGUAAUAAUCUAAAUAGAGUAGACAUAUCUACAUAUUUCAUUGUAUUUAAUUUAGGAGAAUUUGAAGGCUGAUGUAAUUUUUAAUUAAUAAAAUAUAAUGUAAAAAAUUAUUUCCAAUGUAUUUAAGGAAACUAUAUAUGUCCUUACUCAGGAAGAAUAUAAAUAUUCAUAUUUUUAUUCUAUAAGGUCAAACUAACUGUGUUGGUGUAUAAUUGAACAAACAUUUUAUUUGACAGUUUAUAUCUACAUAUAUACUCGUAUGUAUUGUACUCUUUUACGCUCUUACAAAAACUGACAUAUUCUUUUACCACGAAAGUGUAACAGUAUUAAAUAGCAGUGAGUUUUUAUGUCAAUGAUAUUUUAAAUUGAAUUAUUUAAGUGUUUUUUUAAGUUGUGCUUGAUGCAUUGUUUUCUUCAUGUGAUGAUUUGAGUAUGUCUGUUACAUGAAGAUUAAUUGAUAUUAAAAUAAUAAUCUUAAUUUGUUCCUUUAUAAUCUUGUACUAUUUUGACACUUUCAAAACUUACUUUCUGGUGUUAAAUUUUUUUUUCAGUAAAUAAUCCAAACAAUUAAUGAUACAUACUUGGGCUAGAUGUUACCAAUGUUUAAAUUUUGUAACUUUUAUGGAGUAAAUGUAAUUAAGUACUUAUCCUAUAGUUCAAAUGUUAAAAUAUCAAAACACUACAAAAAUAUUGUUGUACUGAAGUUGUCCUUAC